Lolium perenne is the source of this 2523-nucleotide messenger RNA. The record is from RefSeq and is a predicted model, not a curated record. Lineage: Eukaryota; Viridiplantae; Streptophyta; Magnoliopsida; Poales; Poaceae.
ACCCAAGAGGUGGUGUGUUUCCUACACCACAUUACUCAUCUGCCGUAAGAAGCCGACACGCAAGGGCUUGAUGAUCCUGCGAGCCGACGUGAAUCGCAUCGUCUUGUACGACUCAGACAAAGAUGUCAUCGAUGUAUGCCCCUUAAAGGAAGGGGAGCUGAUCUAUCCGGGAUCAGUGGUUUACUUCCCUUGCCACAAGGUUGAUGUUGGCGAGUGCGUUUUUCAACCUGAUAGCAUCAUUAAGAAUGAGGAUGUUCUUGCGCCCAGCCCAAUUACUUGCCCUCAGCAGCUGAGUGAAGCCGUGGAGCACCAGUUGGCAUCCAAUGAAGACAAGGAUGGGGAUGGUCACUUGCUAGGCAAUGUUGAUGAGCCAGGUGUCGACAAGAAAAAUAGUAAAAAGAGGAGGAACAAGAAGGAUGAAAAAAAGGCAAAGAGGAGGAAGCUUUUGGAAGAGCAAGAGAUGAGAGAUGAGAAAAAGAGGAAGCUUGACGAAGAGCAAGAGUUGAGAGAUGCGAAGAAGAAUAAGAGGUUGAAGGCUACGGCAGGAAUGAGAUUGGUGAGAUCUCCAGUGGCUAUGAUUGCGAAAGUGAUGUCAUUAAGGAAACAAAUGUCCCCUCAAGCUAAUAGUGGUUGUAGCCGAAAACCACGCAAAUUGAAAUCCAUAGUCUGGAAAGAGGUGAUUCCCAUAUACAAACAUGGGAGACUUGUACAAGGACAAUGCAAGCACUGCAAUGAUAUAUUUGCUGCUUCACGCAAAUCAGGCACCAACCACAUCCAUAGACAUUUGAGAAUGUGCAAGGAAAGAAGUAGAAUGCAUCAGGUACUUGCAAAGAUGGCUGCCUCUAUAUCGUCACCUCAAGUUUCUGAUUUAGAUAAAUGGGAAUUCAACCAAGAUAAAUCAAGGCGUGAGCUAGCAAACAUGGUUGCUCUACAUGAUUUCCCAUUCUCAAUUGUAGAAUAUGCUGGAUUCCAGAAGUUUGUGAAGUCCUUGAACCCUCUAUUCAAACUAGUUUGUAGAACAACCGUCAGAGAUGAUUGUUUGGAGUCUUUCAGAGAGGAAAGGUCAUCUUUAAGACAAAUUAUCAGCACUUCUGGUUGCCGUGUCUCCCUCACAGCUGACAUGUGGACUUCAGUUCAGAGACUUGGAUACCUCUGUGUUACUUGCCACUACAUAGACAACAAUUGGAAGCUUCAGAAACGGAUAAUAAGGUUUGCUCUUAUGGAGUCGCCACAUGACGAUCUUCAAAUGUACAAUCUGAUAUUGAAGACUAUCCAGUAUUGGCACAUUGAAGACAAGCUAUGCAUCAUUACCUUGGAUAACGCAUCAGUCAAUGGCUCUAUGAUGGAUGAUUUGAGAAAUAAUCUAUCCAAAAGGAAUCUCUUGAUUGGUGGCGGUGCCCUUUUCCAUAUCAGGUGUGCUGCUCAUGUGCUCAAUCUAAUAGUUCAAGAUGGAUUGCGAGUGAUGGGUGGAAUAAUAGAUAGCAUCAGGGAAUCUGUGAAGUACAUCAGAAGCUCACAAGCCCGAGAGGAACUCUUUGACUCUGAGUUGAGAAGCUAGGAAUUGAGUGUACCAAGAAGCCCUCAUUAGAUGUUGCAUCUAGGUGGAACUCAACAUAUUUGAUGAUUGAGUCAGUUUUCCCUUACCAAGAAGCAUUUGUGGAGUUAGGGAAACAAGACAAGCAAUUUAAAUUUGCGCCUUCAGAAAAAGAGUGGGCUUUGGCUGAAGAACUCCGAAAGUUAUUACGGACCUUCUUUGCAGCAACAAAGGUGGUGUCAGGUACAAAAUACCCUACAUCAAACAGAUAUUUUCAUGAAAUAUGGAAUGUGAAGGUGUUGUUAGAUAGACAAGCCAAGAAUAAGAAUGUUAUCAUUGCAUCAAUGGUACAUGAAAUGCAUGAAAAAUUUGAUAAGUACCGGAAAGAAUCCUAUUUAGCAAAUUGCAUACCUCUUAUCUUGGAUCCAAGGUACAAGCGUGGGUUUGUUAAGUUCAGACUGGAACAAGCUUUUGGAAAGAAGGAUUCAGAACAUCAUAUUGCAAAAGUGGAUGAGGUCAUGCAUACGAUCUUCAAAGAAUAUUCUCUUCAAAUAGGAGAAUCUGCUGCUGAUAACUCAGAAGAAGAAGAUGACGCGGAUGCAGUGCUAGGAGAUGAGAAUCCUUUGGCUGAUUGGGAAGCCCAUCUCAAAGUGCAAAAGAAACAGGUAGCAUCAGAGCUUGAUAGGUACUUGAAUGAAGAUCUAUUUCCCAAAAGAAAAGUAUUCGACAUUUUGGGAUGGUGGAAAAUAAAUGCACCUAAAUUUCCUAUCCUAUCUUGUAUUGCACGUGACCUGCUAGCUGUGCAAGCGUCUACUGUGGCGUCUGAAUCAGCGUUUAGCAUUGGUGGGAGAGUUGUUAGUGAUUAUAGGAGUAGGCUGAAAAGUGGUACGGUCGAGGGCUUGAUUUGCUUGCAGGACUGGCUACGAGCUGCUGGUGAGUUUUCCACUACAUUAGGGCACCAAAUUAUUGUCAUUUUUGCAUUGGUAAAA